Dipodomys ordii (Ord's kangaroo rat) is the source of this 2130-nucleotide messenger RNA. RefSeq names its product family with sequence similarity 83, member D (gene Sack1d). The coding region runs from base 1 to 1719 and encodes 572 amino acids. The transcript has 4 exons. Gene Ontology annotation, cellular component: cytosol; mitotic spindle pole. Gene Ontology annotation, biological process: regulation of ERK1 and ERK2 cascade; regulation of TOR signaling; protein localization to mitotic spindle. Lineage: Eukaryota; Metazoa; Chordata; Mammalia; Rodentia; Heteromyidae. The record is from RefSeq and is a predicted model, not a curated record.
AUGGCCUUCCGGCUCGAGGUCCCGGACGAGCUGCCCGCCGCCUGCCUGUCCCCGUGCGGGCCGCCCAACCCCGCCGAGCUGUUCAGCGAGGCCCGGCGCCUGGCGCUGGAGGAGCUGGUGGCGGGCGGCCCCGAGGCCUUUGCGGCGUUCCUGCGGCGCGAGCGCCUGGGCCGCUUUCUGAACCCCGACGAGGUGCGGGAUGUGCUGCGCGCGGCCGUGCGGCCGGGCGGGGAGGGCGCGGCGGCGGCGGCGGCGGCCGAGGACUCGUUUGGCUCGUCGCAAGACUGCUCCUCGGGCACCUACUUCCCCGAGCAGUCGGACCUGGAGCCGCCGCCGCUGGAGCUCGGCUGGCCCGCCUUCUACCGGGGCGCGUACCGGGGCGCCACGCGCGUCGAGGCGCACUUCCAGCCCCGCGGCGCGGGCGCCGGCGGCCCCUACGGCUGCAAGGAUGCGCUGCGCCAGCAGCUGCGCUCCGCGCGAGAGGUGAUUGCCGUGGUGAUGGAUGUGUUUACAGACAUUGACAUCUUCAGAGACCUGCAGGAAAUAUGCAGGAAACAAGGAGUGGCUGUGUACAUCCUUCUGGACCAGGCUCAGCUGUCCCACUUUCUGGACAUGUGUAUGGAUCUGAAAGUACAUCCUGAGCAGGAAAAGGAGAUGGGCACCAUCUCCAACCUCCAUAACCCCAUUGCUGGAGAAUCUGUGCCCUCUCUGGGUGCCCUCUGCUCUGGGCUCUGUUUUACAUGGACGGAUGGCAAAUUAAAUAGCAGUAACUUGGUAAUUCUGUCUGGCCAAGUGGUUGAACACUUUGAUCUGGAGUUCCGGAUCCUUUAUGCCCAGUCAAAGCCUAUCAAUUCCAAACUGCUGUCUAACUUCCGGUUCCAUGGCGGGUUUUACCACCUGGCAGACCGGAAACCGUUGUCCAAGACGCUCACGCUGGGCAACUUGCUGCGUAUGCGCCUGGACAAAUUGUCCAGCACGCCCAAGAAGACACCUCUGGGCCCCGGGACUACGGGGGCUGGGGAGGAUGCUCAGCGGCAGGACUCGGAGGCCUCCACCAUCAGCGAGGAUGACUACCUGCAAAGCCACCAGGAUGACCUGGACAGCAGCCAGGGGGUCCAUAUUGCCACUCAAACAGAACCAGGAGAGGAGCUGGCUGCGGUGAGCGUGAGCGAGGUGGGGACACAGACCAGCUCCAGCACCGCCUCUGUGGGGACCCAGACUGAGGUGGCCACCAGGGCUGUGAGCUCCCAGACUGUGCUGUGGUCCAGGGAAGCCACCACACAGACAGAUGCUGAGGACAGCAGCCUCCCUCCCCAGGGACCCCAGUCCAAAGAUGGGUCACCUGUGUCAAAGAUGUCUGUGUCCAGGUCGUCUAGUUUGAAGUCAUCCUCCUCUCUGUCUUCCCAAGGCUCUGUGGCCAGCUCCAUUGGCUCCCACGCUUCUCUGAGAGCCACCGACCUCCACAAUCCUGGGUACCCCAAUUACCUGGGCACCCCGCACCUGGAUCUGUGCCUGAGGGACUCGCUGAGAAACUUGAAUCAAGAGCGACAGCAUCACCUGACCGGCAUCAGGUCUCGCCUCAACCACAUGCUGACCAUGCUCUCCAGGAGAACGAUCUUUACUGAAAACUACCUUAGCUUUAGCCCCGGAAGUUACACCCGAGCCUCAGUGAAUUUAGUUGCUAUUAGAGAUGUCCCUCUCUUUUCUACCCAUCAAUGAUUCUGGGUCCAAGUACAAGCAGUAGGCAGUACCUUACCUUCCUGCUUUGAAAGCCAUCGCAGGAUUCCAACUGCUGCCUGGCUGUGAGUCACCACAAGUGACUUGAAUUCAAUUUUAUUCUGCACGUUACAUGCUUUUCUUUUUGUAUCAUAGAAACCAAAGAUUGGUAUUAUGGCUUAAACACUAUGGGUAUGGGUUUUUUUUUUUUUUGCACAUUUAAAAAUGUUAUUAUUUAAAAAAAUAUGUAGGUGUUUUAAGGUUAAAUCAUUGCAAAGGAAAUGUUCCAUGUUUUUCUUUGUGUGUAUACUCUUCUGCCUUAGAAGUUUCAGUCACUACUGUUUUUAGGAUCAAAGUUCUGUUUAGGAAAGUUUUGCUGUGGUUUGUCUCUUAGAUGUAUAUUCUUAGCAUUAA